This is a messenger RNA of Lachancea dasiensis, 3534 nucleotides long. Lineage: Eukaryota; Fungi; Ascomycota; Saccharomycetes; Saccharomycetales; Saccharomycetaceae. The record is from the annotation of a GenBank genome assembly.
AUGUUGAUGAGAAGCACAUUGCUGCUUAUACUCGCUCAACUAAACUUUUUUUUUGACUUAGGUCUCUGUUCAUUCGAUAGUGGAAGCUCGCCCGGCUGCUCUCUCUAUGGAAAUUGUGGAAAGAAAAGCUUGUUUGGCGAUGAGUUACCAUGUCCUGUUCCAAACACAUUCGUGCCUCGCCAACUUUCUCAUAGAGGCCAGGAUCUUUUAGUGGAAGUAUGCGGCGAAGAAUGGAAAGACAAAAGCGACGUGUGUUGUAACGAAGACCAGAUUAACAAUCUUCAGAGAAACCUCAAGAAAGCUGAGGGGCUGAUAAUGUCCUGUCCUGCUUGCCACGAGAACUUCAAAACCUUAUUUUGUCAUUUCACAUGCUCUCCCAAUCAGCGAAGUUUUACAAAUGUGACUGAAACUCAGACAUCUACUGAUGGUAGAGAAAUAGUGUCUACCAUGGAAGUUUUGCUGGAUCCUCACUGGGCAUCAACGUUUUACGAUUCCUGUAAAAAUAUUAAAUUUGCUGCGACUAACGGUUAUGCGAUGGAUCUGAUCGGUGGGGGAGCCCAGAAUUAUGAGCAGUUUCUUAAGUUUCUUGGAGAUGAGAAGCCCAUGUUAGGCGGCUCUCCUUUUCAAAUCAACUACAGGUUUGAAUCUUUUGACGAAGACUGGCAACUCUUCAACGAGACCGUCUUCACUUGCGAUGAUGAAAAGUAUAAAUGUGCGUGUGCUGAUUGCAGCUCGUCAUGCCCUACAUUGACACCGUUGAUGAACAGAUCGCGUAAGAUAGCAGGACUACCUUACUUUUCAUUUGUUGUUGUUAGUGUAUAUUCCUUGCUGUUUGUCCUUAUAUUCGCUUGGCAUAUUUAUUACGCCAGUACAAGGAAGGAUCGCCUUGUCCUUGAGCAUGAAGUGGAGCAAGUACUGGACAUGGAUGCGAAUGACACGAUAUUUCAGGAACACACCUACAGAAUUUACGCGUUCGAUAAAGCAGUUGCUGACUAUAUGAGUACAGUAACCAACUUUUCACAGCAAAGGCCUUAUUUGGUCCUCUUGCUCACAUUUUUUGUGGUUUUGAUACUUACCAGCUGUGCUUGGCUGUUUGGAAGGCUUGAAACCAAUCCUGUGAACCUUUGGGUUAGCCAAAGUUCUCCAAAAUAUCAAGAGAAGCAGUACUUUGACGAAAAGUUUGGACCUUUUUACAGAAUCGAACAGAUAUUCGUCGUCAACGAAACAGGCCCGGUUAUGAGCUAUGAAAACCUUGAGUGGUGGUUCAAAGUUGAAAAGGAAAUAACCGAAAAAUUAGUUUCUCACGAAAACAGGGGGUAUCAAGACCUGUGCUUUCGGCCCACAGAUGACAGCAGCUGUGUAGUAGAAUCCAUGACUCAAUAUUUCGGUGGACAGCUUCCUCAAGAAAGUGAUUGGAAAGAAAAACUUCUGUCAUGUACUGAUUCUCCCGUCAACUGUCUUCCUACUUUUCAACAACCGCUCAAACCAAACCUUCUAUUCAGCGACGAAGAUGUAUUAAGCUCCAGAGCUUAUGUGGUCACGCUAUUAAUCAGUGACCAUUCUAGUUCAGCUUCGAUUUGGGAAGUGGAGCUCGAAAGGUACCUUCUGAGCCUAAAACUUCCCCCAGGGUUGAGGCUUAGCUUUAAUACUGAGAUGUCUCUGGAAAAGGAGCUGAACAGGAACAAUGAUCUUGCGAUCAUCUCCUUAUCUUAUUUGCUAAUGUUCAUUUACGCUUCUCGGGCAUUGCGGACUACUAAUGGUAAAAACCGUUUUUUGCUAGGAUGCUCUGGCCUUCUGAUCGUGCUGGGUUCUGUCACGUCUGCUGCAGGCCUCUUGAGUAUCAUUGGUGUCAGUUCAACCUUGAUAAUUGCAGAAGUCAUACCUUUCUUGAUAUUGGCCAUUGGAAUAGACAACAUUUAUCUGAUCACGCAUGAAUUUGAUAGCGUUAUGGACAGGAGUGAGUCCGGGGAUAUCGCACAGGCAAUGGAAAAAGCCAUUCGGAGAAUUUCACCCUCUAUUAUCAUGUCCCUCCUUUGCCAGCUGAGUUGCUUUUCAAUAGCAACUCUCGUGGAAAUGCCAGCUGUUCGUAAUUUUGCGAUCUAUUCUGCUGUGUCCGUUAUCAUGAAUGUACUUUUGCAAAUGACAGCGUAUGUGUCUAUAUUGACACUUUAUACCGGCUUUUUCCCAAAUAGACAAGCACCCGCGGCAUCCGAAACUCCUUACAUCAAAAGAAUAAAAACUCUUUAUAAUGGUUUUUUGGCCAGAAAGAGAAGGACCUGUUUUAUAUUUGUCUCUUGUACACUACUCUCGCUGAUAUUCCUACCUUACAUUGAAUUAGGGUUGGACCAAACUUUAGCUGUCCCUCAAGAUUCCUACUUAGUCGACUACUUCCGUGAUGUCUACGAAUUUCUGAACGUAGGACCACCUGUGUUCUUUGUGGUCAAAGAUCUUGACCUAACUCGGCGGGACAAUCAGAAAAAGAUCUGCGGUAAAUUCACGGCCUGUGAUGAAUUUUCGUUGGCUAAUAUUCUCGAACAGGAGCGUCAUAGAUCUACAGUUGUAGAGCCUUUGGCCAAUUGGUUCGAUGACUUUAUGAUGUUUCUGAAUCCUCAAUUAGACACCUGCUGUAGGUUGAAAAAGGGCACUGGGGAGGUAUGCCCGCCUUCUUUUCCAAGUAGGAGGUGUGAAACUUGCUUCGCUGAGGAUGAAUGGUCUUACGAUAUGGAUGGUUUUCCAGAGAGCUCGAGCUUCAUGGAAUACUUUGAUAUUUGGAUCAACUCCCCGAGCGACAACUGCCCUCUUGCCGGAAAAGCACCAUACUCGUCGUCGGUGGCGUACAACGAAAGGGGGAUAAGCGCUUCGACGUUUAGAAGUGCGCAUCGCCCUUUGAGGUCCCAGGAAGACUUCAUCGAAGCUUUCAAGGAUGCAGACCGCAUCAGCAAGUCAUUUGACAAUCUAUCAGUCUUUGCAUAUUCUCCAUUUUACAUUUUCUUUGCUCAGUAUGAAACCUUGGUAAGCCUUUCCUUGAGGCUACUUGGUUUUACUGCGCUAACCGUGUUCCUCAUAUCAUGGCUAUUUUUGGGCUCCGCUAUAACUGCUGUGCUACUUGUUCUCACUGUCGCAAUGAUCUUGAUUGACAUUGGUGCGCUGAUGUUCGCUCUAGGUAUAACUCUGAAUGCGGUUAGUUUGGUUAAUCUCAUUAUAUGCAUUGGGAUUGCUGUCGAAUUUUGUGUGCAUAUCGCACGUAGCUUCACUAUUGUGCCGUCUACUGUCAAAAUUGAUCGCCAGUCGAGAGUGGAAUUUUCCAUUAAUACGAUAGGGGGUUCAGUAUUCAGUGGAAUUACUAUGACAAAACUGAUUGGCGUUUCUGUUCUAGCUUUUACACGGUCCAAGAUUUUCCAAUUGUUCUAUUUUCGGAUGUGGUUCAUCCUCAUCGUGCUCUCAAGUCUCCAUGCCCUGCUCUUCUUGCCAUCUCUGCUCUCUUUAGUUGGCGGCAGUAGCUAUGCCCAUGUUGAGUCUGGAGAGACCGAAUAG